Molecule: messenger RNA, 1232 nt
Organism: Thalassophryne amazonica
Lineage: Eukaryota; Metazoa; Chordata; Actinopteri; Batrachoidiformes; Batrachoididae
Gene: bnip4
Product: BCL2 interacting protein 4
Exons: 6
Coding region: 113-682 (189 amino acids)
Biological process (GO): positive regulation of apoptotic process; mitochondrial outer membrane permeabilization
Cellular component (GO): mitochondrial envelope; mitochondrial outer membrane; nucleus
Source: RefSeq, a predicted model, not a curated record
GUUAUUGUGCUCGACGGGGCUCCAGCUGCUGCUUGCACACAGAUUUUGCCACCAUUUCGGUUCAGUUUGGGUCUCUAAACGUCACUUAAACGAGUGGAUAUAUAUCAGGAUAAUGUCUCUUCAGAAGGAUACUUCGCCUGACGAGAGUUUGCAAGGUUCCUGGGUUGAGCUGCACUUCAACGGCUCUCGAGCAACAAGUUGUCAUGGAAGUCAGGAGCAAAUCACCACGUCCAGCCAGGAGGGCGACAUGGAGAAAAUGCUACUAGAUGCACAACAUGAGUCAGGCAGGAGCAGCUCCAGAGGAAGCUCACAGUGCAACAGCCCACUGAGAGCUCAGACGCCACUGCUGGUGUGGAGAGGCUCGGAGGGAAACAGCUCACAGUCGGAUGAAGAUUUCCAAGAAAGACGAGGGGAAGUGGAGAACCUGAUGAAGAAAAAUGCUGAUUGGAUCUGGGACUGGUCUAGUCGACCCGAGAACAGUCCACCAAAGGAGUUCCUGCUGAAGCAUCCUAAGCGCUCGACUUCUCUCAGCAUCAGGAACACCAGCGUCAUGAAGAAGGGAGGUGUCUUCUCUGCUGGCUUCCUGAAGCUUUUCCUUCCCUCAUUAAUCAUCUCUCACAUAUUUGCGAUUGGCCUCGGGAUAUAUAUUGGGAAGCGCCUGACUGCUCCCCACACCUACUGAGCAUACUGGUAUUGUGACACCAGGCCACUUUAUGACCAGCUUCAACAUACCUGAAGGAAGGAUUUUGGAUGAUCCAGGGAGGCAUGGCGACACCCCACACUUCAGUUUCCGUGCCCUGCCUGCAUCCGCAUGUAGCUGAGGAUUGGUCAUUGCCAUCGAACAAUCCUAACCCCAUCAUUAUGCAGCAGUGACCAAUCCUCUGCUGCAGUUGUUGCUGCACCUGACAACCAUUUUGCUGCAUCCUGCAUGUUAUAAAAAAAUCAUACAUCAGUAACUUCUUUCAGCAUAGAGAAAUUGCUUUUUGAUUACAGACUUAUCCAGGAAAAUGAUCAAGCAUAAUUAACAAAUGUGAACCACUGAGUAUGGAUGAGUAUUCAGUAUAUCCAAUAAAAGUGGACCACUAGGCUUUCUGUUGAGCUGUUGGAGGAAUAUCAUCGGAGCUCACUGUUCAAAGGAAAGGACUGCAUGCAGAUGAACACAAUUAAAAUUUUAUUGAACUUUGGUCAAAAUAAUAAACAAGUGAAUACAUUGCCACCAUGUUGGGACUCAA